Messenger RNA from Rhinichthys klamathensis goyatoka, 1319 nucleotides. Its product is annotated as transmembrane protein 100-like. The record is from RefSeq and is a predicted model, not a curated record. The transcript has 2 exons. The coding region runs from base 454 to 888 and encodes 144 amino acids. NCBI's taxonomy places the organism in Eukaryota, Metazoa, Chordata, Actinopteri, Cypriniformes, Leuciscidae.
AAAACAACAGGUCACCGGCUCUGUGGUGGGUGCAGGCUGGUCUGCAAGAUACACUAUGAGAAUGGUCGUAGCGCACUGCACUCGCAUUUAACAUGUUCUUGCCUGAGAGAAAACAUGUCCUUGGAGAAAAUUUUUUACACUGGUGAAUUUUAGGAAAAAGACUGGAUUAACAAUAUUUUAAAAUAAAUAUUUUUACUUGUGAAGGAAUUUUUUUUCAUGUUUUGAAAUACAAAUAUAUUGGUGUGACUCUUUACAUACAAGGAAAAGUGAGUAUAGAAAUGACUGACACAACCCUGUGAGGAAAGAUGAGAAUGACAACGACAGAAGAAGCACAGCCUGGGUGGACAACUGCUUCCUAAAAUAUUUAUUGUGUUAAAAUCAUCAAUAUAAAAUCAUACAUCAACAGAAGAGGCAGGCAACUUCGGAAAGAUAUUACUUUUGUGGAGCACAUUAAUGAUGGCGACAUCCGAGGAUCUUUCAGCCCAGCCUAACCCAUCCCAAACUGUGAAAUAUGAUCCAAAGUCUCAAACUGUAACGUUACCAAAUGGGUUGGUUUCUGUGUCCGGUGUCACGGUGGUGACGGGGGGAGCGGAGCUGUCCUGUGGCACCUGUAUGUUGGCCUUUGGGGUUUGGGGCACUCUGGUUGGUUUGAGUAUUGUGUCAUUGGGUUUAUGGGACCAUCUGGAGUACAAGAACAGUGGUCCGUCACACCUUCUGGCUCUUGGAUUGGUACUGCUGCUCACCAGUGUGAGUCUGGUAGCCGUGAUCUUUGUCCUCCGUUUCUUAAUGAAAAAGAGAAGAAUGAUGGCCAGACGAGAGAGGGCAGAAGCAAAUUUAGUGUUGGUUAAUGAUUAUGCAGAGGUUGUUUUAAAAAGAGUCACAGUGUAAAAGUGCAGUGAAGGGAAAAUUAGCAGUUUUGCUCUCUUUGAAUGAGUCAGACUCCCUGCUGCUUCAUCCUUCUUUUUCUCCGUCACUGUUUGCUUAAUCGUGUAGGAAUGUCACAGGAAAUUCAUUGGGUUCACUGCUACAGGAAACACUUGGCUAUUUCCUGUGUGAUUUCAGAACGCUCAAGGGACAUUUGCUUCUGCAUUCGUGUGUAUUUAUUAAAAACAGUUUAUUUACCACUCUUCAAAGGACUUUUAGACUUAAAUGUUUUAUUUAAGUUGGAAUGAAUAUUAUCCCAAAGCUUUUAAACUUUUAAACUUAAUCCCAUAAAUCAAUUUUUGUACUUAUUUUGAUAAAUCAAUAUACAUAAACUACAUUAUCUUCAUUGCCAUGUGCUGUCAAUGAAAUGACAACAUGUCCAAAUACAUCACAUC